Molecule: messenger RNA, 3870 nt
Organism: Leptinotarsa decemlineata (Colorado potato beetle)
Lineage: Eukaryota; Metazoa; Arthropoda; Insecta; Coleoptera; Chrysomelidae
Product: toll like receptor
Biological process (GO): signal transduction
Cellular component (GO): plasma membrane
Molecular function (GO): protein binding; signaling receptor activity
Source: RefSeq, a predicted model, not a curated record
CAUAUUAGUAUUGCUCUUUGCAUAGUAUAAUGAGAUAAACUCUGAAUCAGUGAAGUGUUGGUCAGAAUAUAAAUCCAAGAUGCUGCAAAUAAACAAUAUGGACGAGUUUCUCAAUUCCGGGAAAUAUUAAAUAGUAGCUGAUUGUAGAUAUAGGUGGGAGUGACUCUUGUACUUUUCCGGAACUGGUUUCUGAAAGCAGGCAAGAUGAGAGUCGUUGAAGCAUUACUGAUUUUUCUACUGGGAAAUGAAUUUGUAUCGACGUCACCUAAUAAAUGCAGAAAAAGUGAACACUGCCGAUGUAUCAACACAUCUGAAGAAUAUGAAUACCAAUGUGGUUUAUCAAACAAAGACAACGUGGUUAUACAUGCAGUACUUGAUAAGUACAUAAAAAUAGACUGUUAUUCAACGGAAUUUAAUGUCAAUAUUUUACCUAACUAUACAGCCGGAAAUAUUGAAUUUUUCGAAUUACGAUUCUGUCCGUUGACCCAAAAAGACUUCUCUUCUGUUCUCGAAAAGUUUAGAAUUGACAAUUUAGAAAAUCUUCAUUUGGAAGAGAUAACUUUAUGGAGAAACUCAUCUGAGGAAACUAAUCCUAUUACUAAAGAUUUCUUUCAAGGCCUUUCCUCUUUGCGAAUUCUUGAUAUUUCCAUGUUAGACAGUACCAUUGACGUCGAAGCAUUCCAAAACCUCUCCAACUUAACGAAUCUCUACUUGGAAAAUAAUUAUAUUCAAGAAAUAGGUGGAAUGUUUGAAAGCUCAAAAUAUCUCAAAGUUUUACACUUGUCACGCAAUGCUAUUUCACACAUUCCUAAUGGUACAUUCCAGAAUCUUGUAGAGUUGCAGCAACUACAUUUAUGGAAAAAUAAUCUGACUGGAAUAACAAAAUAUGACUUUGCUGGCUUGAAUCAUUUGAAAUCUUUGGAGCUCAGUAGAAAUUAUAUCCAGUUUAUAGACAAUGAUGGAUUUUCUGAUCUAUCAGAGCUAAUUAAUAUCAGUUUGAGAGAAAAUCAACUGGGUCAUAUAAAUUCUAGUAUUUUCAGGCAAAACGGAAAACUUAAUAGUAUUCGAAUGGAUUACAAUCCCAAUGUAACCUUGGAUGACUAUGUUUUUGCAAAUUUGAAAAAUUUGUCUAUGGUAAAUUUGGCACAAUCAGGAUUGAGAAUAAUUCCAGAACAUGUUUUUGAAGGUUCUGAAAAUAUAGAGACCCUAAUGCUGCAAAAUAACUUUCUGCAGGAGUUGCCAGAGGGAUUAUUAGGUGGUUUGAAGAAACUUAAACAACUCAACCUGAGCAACAAUAACAUUUCGUCAAUUCCUGAUACUUUACUGUCUUCGCUAGUGGACUUAGAGGUCUUGGACUUGGAAGGAAAUUUGAUUUCUGAAAUCAAUGACAAAAUAUUCAAGAUGACAGAAAAACUCAAGAGACUGUAUCUGAACAACAAUCGAAUAACAACAAUCAUGCCAAAUGCUUUCAAAAAUAACAAAGAAUUGAUUCAUAUUGAUUUGUCUAAUAAUUUGUAUGAUAUGAAAUACGAUUAUAUGUUUGAAUACAAUCCAUUCACAACCUGUAAACGUUUGGAAAACUUACUAUUAAGUGGAAAUCUUAUAGAUGAAUUUCCUUCAUCCAUCAUGUACAUGGUUCAUCUAAGAAAAUUGGAUUUAAGUAAAAAUAAUAUCGAAUCUAUAACGGUGACUGAAUUAAAAAAAGUAACAUCCAAUGAAUUAGAGGUAGACUUGUCUAGCAAUAAAAUAUCAACAGUGAAUUUCAAGAACUCAGAACAUCUUGCACCAGAUACAGUUAAGGAAUAUGACGCAAUGAAUAGUAUCGAGUAUCCAACAACUGUUCUUCUGUCUAACAACUCAUUGAUAUGUGAUUGUCGAAUCUAUGAUCUGGUCCAGUAUCUUGAAGACACUUUCAACCCUGCAGUUAAGGCGAUGGUUGAUUUGAGAAUUGGAGAUAACAAUUGUGCAGAGCCAGAUUUAUUUCAGCACAUAAAAAUAGAAGAUCUUCGCCCCAAGGAUAUAAGCUGUAAAUAUCCUCUGAAAUGCGAGACAUCGAGUCACUGCCAGUGUUUGUAUCGACCCUUUGACAAAUCUGUUGUAGUAGAUUGUUCAUACAGAAAUCUCACGGAGUGUCCCAGAAUUGAUGUGGAUUUCAGUAGAGUGGAGAUGAACUUAGUAGGAAAUAUGAUACUUUAUGGUCCAAAUGCCAGUUUAGGCUAUGACAAUGUGACUAAUAUAUUUUUGUCAAAUAAUAGGAUUGAGCAGAUCAAAUGGGUUCCUCCUGAAAUCGAGGUUCUCAAAUUGGAUGGUAAUCAUCUGACACAUUUAAAUACUGAUGUUUUGAAAAUGAUGAACUCAUCUUCAAUUUUAACAUUAUCCAACAAUCCGUGGACUUGUGAUUGUUCUGCAUUCGAAUUUCAGAAUUUUAUUAGGGGUAAAUUCGGCAAGGAAAGCAGGAGUAUUAUAUGCAAGGAAGACGGCAAACCACUAAUUGAAAAAAUUCAGCUCUGUGAACCCAUUGCCACACUUAUUAUGAAAAUUGUAAUUCCAAUCGCAGUCAUUCUUGUUCUGACGGCUAUAGUAUUUGCUCUAUACUUUCAAUACGAACAAGAAGUUAAAAUCUGGCUUUAUGAGAAGAAGUUAUUUCUUUGGCUUAUUACUGAGGAGGAACUUGACAAAGAUAAAAUUUGGGAUGUUUUCAUCAGUUACGCUCAUCAAGAUGAAGAUUUUGUUGUACAAAAUUUACUGUCUGUAUUAGAGGAAGGUCCGAAUCCAUUUAAAACUUGUAUUCACAUUAGGGACUGGGGACCAUGUAAAACAAUCACAGAUCACAUUUCAUAUUCCGUAAACAAUUCUAGAAGAACUCUGGUGGUUCUCUCAAACAACUUCUUGGAGAGUGUUUGGGGGAAAAUGGAGUUCAGAGCGGCUCAUACUAAGGCAAUCGAAGAAGGAAGAGCUAGAGUAAUUGUCAUUAAAUAUGGUGAAUUAGAUGAAGAUAAGGUUGAUGACGAAUUGAAGAUGUACCUGAAAACUAAUACCUAUGUGGAGUGGGGAAAGCCUUGGUUCUGGAGGAAACUCCGAUAUGCUCUUCCACAUUCCCACAUCGAAAAUAUACACAGAAAUCAAAGACACACCAACAUGAUGUUGAAAAUUGAUGAUAAAUUCGAGCUUACAACGCCUCCACCAAUUCAUCCUGACAGUACCCCUCCAGUUGUAUCUUUAGACCCUUCUUUGCUCAAAAGUAACCCACUUAAUUUUCAGCAUUCGAACAAUUCAGAAACACCCCCUGCUGAAAUGCCACUAGUCAAGACUCAAUAAUUGAGAAUAACUUUUAUGGUAUGAAUGAACAGUUGAUCUCCUCUGGAGCAUAUAGCUUCAACAAGUGAAACUUUAUUUCAAACUUUGAAUUUCAAUGGUAGAUUAAGAAUCAAAUAUCACAAUGGUGCUUUACGGUUUUAGGUAUGUUAAUCUGUGUAUAGUGUUGUUGUUUAUGUAUAAGUGGAUUGAAUGGUGUCAAAUCAACUUUGGAAAUUGAAAUGAAAAACCUCAAAAAUUAUGAAAGUUAGAUAUAACUAUCUAUUAUUUCUUUCAAUAGCCUCAGUUGAACUUAGAAAUAUAGAAUUAUUUAUCCUGACGGUCAAAUAAUUUCAAGUUGUAUCAGAGGAUACGUUUCUUUGGUUUCGUUUUUUUUUUUAUCAAAAAAUCUGGACAAUUAAUGAGUAAACCAACUGACUUGAAAUAAGGCAUGUAGGCUUUAGGGCAAACACAGUCAAAGAACACAAAGUCACAAAAUUACCAGGUUAUCGAAAACAGUUAUAGUAAGCGCCAAACGUGUUGGCGAGCGACCGCGCAGGUAUAGACUCUCCCAAC